This is a messenger RNA of Triticum dicoccoides, 1187 nucleotides long. RefSeq lists its product as uncharacterized. The transcript has 5 exons. Bases 86 to 961 code for a protein of 291 amino acids. NCBI's taxonomy places the organism in Eukaryota, Viridiplantae, Streptophyta, Magnoliopsida, Poales, Poaceae. The record is from RefSeq and is a predicted model, not a curated record.
GGGGCGAUUUAGGGCAGAAUCAAUCGGAGCUGACCCCCCUCCCCAACCGUGACUGGAUCGGCUCGUAGCCGACGUGGCCGCGGCGAUGGAGGAGACGCGACACCUCGUCGGAGUCGGACCAGCGCGUGCUAAGAAGGCCAGGGACGCGCGGUCUGAGGAAUCCGACGACAUGGCGACCAAGAGCAAGACCUACUGCAGCGCCGCCGCUGCCGCGUCGGAGGAAGAGUCUCGUCGCCUCCGUGAACCCGAAUCAGCGGCUAGGCCUUUCGCGCUGCCUGGUCCGGCUGACGACGAAGCAAAGUCAAGGUGGGCGGCGCCUGGCCGCCGCCGCCGCGCGUGCAACUGGCUGCGGCUGCUGUUCCGUUCGCCUCCUCUCCAUCCUCCCCCCGACUUCAGGCCUAAGAUGUCACGUUCGGAGAUAAAAGCUCUGAAUCACGAUACCAUGCUGCAAUGCCUUCAGCUGUACAACGCCGCCCAUCCGGGCGAUGAGUAUGAACCUGCUCCUGGUAAGGUGACCAGACGCGGCAAGCUUGACAAUUACGGUUUUUGGACUCAUGGCAACUUUGUGGCUCGUCGGAAGCGCUCUGGCUGCUUGUCCUUCGUGCCCGCUCCGCGAACUCUCUUCUUUUUUGAGCUCAUUGAUAGAGGUGAUGACGAUGAAGUUCUCACAUGCAUCCCCCUAGAUGAACCAGUUACUGAAGCCUACGUUUUCCUUGGAAUCCCUCUUGGGCGGGGCACCCGGCGUAAUGGUGAAUCGGACUGUGUUUGCAAGACAUGCUACCGUCGAUUUCAUGUCCCACAUGCUGGUCUGACGAGGAAAUGUGGAUGUGAAGAUAGCAAGGUGGAGAGGGUAUGUAAAAUGUGCUAUCUUGACGCUGAUGUGUUGCAUCCCUUCCGAGGAGGAUUCCGUUUUGGCCAUCACCAAGAGAGCUUUGUAAAGCGUUACUGCUCCUACUACUGAGCAGUGAGCCCUGCUUCAGUCACUCUGAUAGGAAACAGACUUGUUGUAUGAUGCUUUAGUUAGAUUUUGUCGGUGGCAUACCUUUUCGAAUGACCUAUGUAAUUUAUAGUGCCUGGUCAUCAUUGCUAGUGUAAAUAAACUUGUAAGUAUGGAUGGACCAUUGUAAUAAUCCAAUAUCUGUGCUUCAGUAUACAAUCGUUUGGAUGCUACGGCUGAGAUUUGUGGU